AUGGCACCCAACGUCGGCGGCAAGGUCUACAUUGUCGAGCAUCUUGAUCCUGAACUUGGUCCCUGGUCUGAGUUGGAGUACAUUGCCAUCGCGGAGGAGUCUCAGGGGUCGGGCAGCAGUUUCACGCUCUCGUCCCUACCAGAUGGGUUCAAGGUCCCCGAGCCCUUAAAGGCUAUUCCCGUCUUCAAGGCCACGCAGAACAGUGUUGAGAACAUCUACGCCGCGACCAAGAACACGGUUUGCCUGCUGGACCCAGCAGCAGAGAAGGAUCUGUCUCCUGAGGACGCUCAGGAGUUCGGCACCUUCCUCUUCGGCGGGAUUCUAGGCGAUGACCCUCCACGAGAUCGCACCUCGGAGCUGAGGAAGAAGGGCUUCCCAGGACGCCGGCUUGGUCCUGUUCAGAUGACUACGGACACGGCCGUGCGGGUGACACGAAUGGUGAUCCAGCAACAAAUCCCCCUGAAGGACAUCCCCUACGUCGAUCACCCUGAGUUGAAGAUCAACGAGCAUGAGAGCACUGAGAUGCCAUUUCGCUACGUAAAGGGAGAGGAUGGCGAGCCCAUCAUGCCCAAGGGCAUGAGGGAGUUGAUCGGAAAGGACGCCGACAAGCCCAUAGACGACCUAUUUUAG
Diaporthe batatas is the source of this 630-nucleotide messenger RNA. RefSeq names its product protein-arginine N-methyltransferase SFM1. Gene Ontology annotation, molecular function: protein-arginine omega-N monomethyltransferase activity. Gene Ontology annotation, biological process: peptidyl-arginine methylation. The record is from RefSeq and is a predicted model, not a curated record. NCBI's taxonomy places the organism in Eukaryota, Fungi, Ascomycota, Sordariomycetes, Diaporthales, Diaporthaceae. The transcript has 5 exons. Bases 1 to 630 code for a protein of 209 amino acids.